CCCAUCCCCCCAACACACACACACACACAAACCCCAACUCAUUCUUGAUAGUAAUAGUGUUAUAUAUACUAGUGUGUGUAUUUGUGUGUGAGUGUGUGUUUUUCUUUCAAAGUUGAGGUAAUGUCAAAUAGGAGAGCAAGAGUUUCAAGAAUUACAGAAGAUGAGAUCAAUGAUCUCAUCUUGAAGCUGCAAGCCUUGUUGCCUGAUUCUAGUUCAAGGUCUCAUAAUUCAAUGGUAUCUGCAUCAAAGAUUGUGAAGGAGACAUGCAAUUACCUCAAAAAACUGCACAAAGAGGUGGAUGAUCUGAGUGAGAGACUAUCUCAACUUCUGGCUUCAGGAGCCAUCACUAGUACUAAUGCAGAUGCUAUUAGUUCACUUUUACGACAAUAAAUCAACGUACGCGAAUUCAAUUGCAGUAGCAUAUUAUUGAGCCGACCUGAUGAUUAUAUAUAUAGGGAUCAGGACGUUCCUCGCCCAUUUGUUACUUUUGUUGGAAUGUGGUGACAGGCUCAACUUCCAAAAACCAAUUAUAGCUCGACGCAGAUAUUAUACAUGUGAUCAUCAUUAUGUUCGUAGCGUUCCCUCCAUCUUUUUUACUAAUAAAAACAAGAAAUGGGGUAAAGGGAUUAGGGUUAAUUAGCAAGAUGUUCACUUGACAGAUUUUGUGUGCUGCAAGUUAGGUGGAAUUAAUUCUUGUAUUUUUCAUGUAGUUGUUGAUAUAUAUAAGUUUGUAUUUUGUUCAUUUGCUUUUAUUUCAUGGAUAUUGUUGU
Molecule: messenger RNA, 770 nt
Organism: Sesamum indicum (sesame)
Lineage: Eukaryota; Viridiplantae; Streptophyta; Magnoliopsida; Lamiales; Pedaliaceae
Product: transcription factor ILI5
Molecular function (GO): protein dimerization activity
Source: RefSeq, a predicted model, not a curated record